Molecule: messenger RNA, 834 nt
Organism: Lachancea lanzarotensis
Lineage: Eukaryota; Fungi; Ascomycota; Saccharomycetes; Saccharomycetales; Saccharomycetaceae
Gene: RBP95
Product: LALA0S05e00738g1_1
Exons: 1
Coding region: 1-834 (277 amino acids)
Source: RefSeq, a predicted model, not a curated record
AUGGAUCACAUUCCAGCCUGGAAAAGAAUCGCUAUUAGGAAUCAAGAGGGUUCCACAACAGACAACGAUGCGACUGCCCUUCAGGUGACUACGCAUCUGGCAACAGCGAACCUGAGCAAAAGAGAGAAGAGGAAGAUUAUCAAAGGAGAACCGGAAAGCGGCAAGAACCAGAAAAAACACGGCAACCCUAACAAGAAACAGAAGAAGGACAAGGCGCCUCGUGAAGAAAGACUUUUGAACAAAGAACAGGUGUUGAAGGACCAGCUGCGAUAUUUGAUAGACUUCUACCGCGAGAAAGUUGGAACUCUACCGCAAGAAGUGUGGGAACACAAGCCAGUGCAAGCACAGCUGGGUGAUCCUGCUAUUUCUGACGAAGAAAAGGAUGCAAGCAGCUCGAAGCCGCAAGUGAUGGAGGUGUGGAAAUUCUCGAAGCAAAAACAAAAUUGGCUAUUGAAGCACGUCCUAGACGAUACACAGAUUCCUGAAUGUUAUGACGAGCUGCUGUAUGUGUAUUUCAAAGAUCUCAAAGGUGGUUCCAAAGCAGGACUUGAGAAAUCCUGCCAGGAUUGUGUGGAUCGACACGAAAAAGCACAAUUAGAGGCACAAUCGCAAGAUUCUGAGGAAGAAAAGCGUGGUAAGGAUGUAGAACUUGGGGAAAAAGGCGAUGAGAAAGCUCCCGCUGAUGGCGACGAAUCAUCAACAAAACCCGAAGAAACUGAAACGAAAGACCAGAAGGCUGAUUCCGCGUCCAAACCACGAAAUGACGAGAUUCCACCAUCUGAGCACCAGGUCAAACGCGCUCAGAAACUACUGGAGUAUCUUAAACAAGCAUGA